AUCCACCACACCUCGCCGUAUACUUUUCGGCGUCCCUCCUUUCGACAUUUUGGGCCUGCCGCUACUGUACCGAUCCUAUGCCAUUUCCCAAAACACGAAGAAGAUGAAGGGACCCACCGUCGUCGCAUGCAUCGCAGCCCUCGCCACUGCUACAUCCGCGGACAACCAAACGGAAGACUUCUGCGCCAAUGUCCGUGGAUGUACGCGUAUCUACAUGCCAGUUUGCGGCAGCGACGGUCAAACGUACGGCAACGAAUGCUUGCUCAAGUGGGCCAAGUGCAACAAUCCGACGCUGGAACUUGUGUCAAAAGGUCGAUGCAGCACUACGCGGAAGCUGUCCGAAGCAUGCCCGGAUGCGUGCAUCGAAAUCUACCAACCCGUGUGCGGCACGGAUGGCAAGACGUACGACAACGAAUGCGUGCUUCGCAGACAGGCGUGCCACGAUAACACCAAAGUGAGCGUGGAUUUCACAGGCGCGUGCGACGUGCAUGCCGGUGUCCACGUGCGCCAGGCGGACCCUGAUUGCCCUCAAGCGUGCGUCGAAGUUUUCCAUCCUGUAUGUGGCUCGGACGGACACACUUACGAAAACGAGUGCUCGAUGAAGCGUGACGCAUGUGCAAAGCACGUCAAGAUCACAGUCGUCCGAGAAGGCGACUGCGAAGGCAAAUGGCCAAUGGAUCAGUAAAUGCAUUGCACCAAGAGGCGCAACCGUCGCCAAGCGCUAUUAUAAUUGAUUCUGAUGUGUUCAAGUCGACGAA
This is a messenger RNA of Aphanomyces invadans, 758 nucleotides long. RefSeq lists its product as hypothetical. The record is from RefSeq and is a predicted model, not a curated record. The transcript has a single exon. Gene Ontology annotation, molecular function: protein binding. NCBI's taxonomy places the organism in Eukaryota, Oomycota, Saprolegniomycetes, Saprolegniales, Verrucalvaceae. The coding region runs from base 104 to 685 and encodes 193 amino acids. Gene Ontology annotation, biological process: cell differentiation; multicellular organism development.